AUAAAAAAGGAAAAAUUUCCGCCCAUCUCUCUCUCUCUCUCUCUCUCUCCGUUUUUCGUUUUCCCUCUCCAUCGUCUCUUUGGAGGGAAAAACUUGGGAACCAAAGAAGCCAGCCUCUUCACUUCUCUCUUCUCCACUGGUUAGGGCUUCCGGCUCGCUCCACCUUCGCGUUCCUCCUUCGCUUCCGGCACCGGGGAACUCAAAAUCUGCUCUGGUUUCCUUCGCAGGGACGACCUUUCUCCGGCUGCUUCUUCCGGAGUCCUCGUUCCUUGAAUUUUUUUUUUCCUCCGGUCUCGAGCACGAUUCCGGGGAUUCGAGCGAGUAUCCGCUCAGUUGGUAGUUUUCACAAGAUUCUUGGGGCCCAACUGAUACAGCACUUAUUUCUUGGGUCUGGGAAGGGAAUAGACUGUUUCUAAAGUAUUUUCUCUAAAGUGGAAGUGGCAUAUUACACUGGAGGAUUCUACCUGGUACAACAAUGCAAAAUAAAAGAAAAGGAUCUGCAAGAAUCGCUGCUAGAGAUCAUGCCAGUCCUAGAGUAACUAGAUCUCAGAAGUCGUAUUCUGAAAAUGCACAAAUAGCUGAUAAGAAAGCAUCACAGCUGAUUACAUCCUCGCCUAGGAGGCAACGGAGCUCUGGCAUUACUCAGAAGAAGAACGACGCUUCCCUUGCUUUAAAGAGCGUGAAUGGAAGAAGCAGGUUCAGUUCUGAUGCUUGUUUGGACCGUGAUGUGACUGAGGAUGCUUCUUUCGAUUGUAAGGGUCCUCAAGAGGGAGCUGCUCAUCUUGUUUUGGAGACCAUUUUUUCUCCUGCUUUUCAUUCGUCUAGAAAUGGUGACAGGGAGCUUGCUGAUGAAGAAAACCCGGUCACAUUCUAUCAAAUUGAGAAAGAAAUAAAUCAUCAUCGCUGUGGCACGGAGCAGUUCCAAGGUGAUGUGCAGAAUGGUCAUGUUGUUCAUGAAACUUCAGGAUGCUAUUCACGGGAAGAGAAGAAUUUUUGUGAGAAUAACCUAACUUCAAGGAGUAUGACUUGCUCAAAUUAUGUUGAGAUGGACCAAAAUAUGUCCUCUGAAAAUUCAGGUGCCAGCAAUGGUGAUACGAUGCUUAGUCUAGAUACUAAUGCUUUAAGUUCCCAGUACAGUAUGGAUAUUGAAGGAGCCAGCCUUUCAUCUGAAGUUUCGGCCAUAUAUUUUGCCAUGAAAAACUCGAAGCUUGAAUGUGUUGAUGAGCAUGGUCAAGAAACUAUUACAACAGACAUAUGUGUGGAAGAUGAUGAUUAUGACGAGCUUGAUGACUUUGAUCCAUAUUUUUUCAUAAAAAACUUGCCAGACUUGUCUUCCGUUGUCCCAACAUUUCGGCGAAUGUUGCUACCUAAGCAGACCCGAAGUUGUCCUUCUACCACACUUGUUUUGGACUUGGAUGAAACUUUGGUGCAUUCCACUCUAGAACCUUGUGAGGAUGCAGAUUUUACAUUUCCAGUUAAUUUUAAUCUUCAAGAGCAUACUGUCUAUGUUCGUUGCCGUCCUCAUCUAAGAGAUUUUAUGGAGAGAGUCUCCGGUCUUUUUGAGAUAAUAAUAUUCACAGCUAGUCAGAGUAUAUAUGCAGAGCAGCUUCUCAAUGUGCUUGACCCGAAAAGGAAAGUAUUUCGUCACCGAGUCUAUCGUGAUUCCUGUGUUUAUGUGGAGGGAAAUUAUCUAAAAGACUUAUCCGUCCUCGGUCGUGACCUGGCACGUGUCAUUAUCAUUGAUAAUUCUCCGCAGGCAUUUGGAUUCCAAGUGGACAAUGGGAUACCCAUUGAGAGCUGGUUUGACGAUCAAGCGGAUCAAGAGUUGCUUCGGUUACUGCCAUUUCUAGAAAGCUUAGUUAGCGUCGAAGAUGUCCGGCCUUUUAUUGCAAAGAAAUACAAUCUCCGGGAGAAAAUAGCUGCUGCCGUCUAUCCUCUAAACACAAGGAGGGGCAAUCCUUUCGAAAGGUGAGCGUUGAAUAUGGAUUUCAGCUUCUCGCUUCCCAGCAGGCAGCUUUUUGUCUGUUUAUUUGUCUGUAACAUUAAUUUAUUGGUUUUAGGAUAUUUCCCUUCUCUUUGUUUUGAGUGUUUUUGGGGACCAAAUGUGCAAUAAAAUAGCUUUGAUGAAAAACAGAAGAGGAGAGAUCAAAAGGGGUCUCGAUGUAUCAA
Messenger RNA from Rhodamnia argentea, 2169 nucleotides. Its product is annotated as CTD small phosphatase-like protein 2. Gene Ontology annotation, molecular function: phosphoprotein phosphatase activity. The coding region runs from base 476 to 1972 and encodes 498 amino acids. The record is from RefSeq and is a predicted model, not a curated record. NCBI's taxonomy places the organism in Eukaryota, Viridiplantae, Streptophyta, Magnoliopsida, Myrtales, Myrtaceae. The transcript is spliced from 7 exons.